Ichthyophthirius multifiliis is the source of this 972-nucleotide messenger RNA. Its product is annotated as tRNA-splicing endonuclease positive effector-related, putative. NCBI's taxonomy places the organism in Eukaryota, Ciliophora, Oligohymenophorea, Hymenostomatida. The transcript has 2 exons. The record is from RefSeq and is a predicted model, not a curated record.
AUGAUAUUAAUAGGAGAUAAUAAAUAAUUAUAGGCAACAACUUUUGGAAAAAAUUAAUUAUAUAAAAGAAGUUUAUUUGAAAGAAUAAGCUAAAAUCAAAUAGAGCCUUAUUUUUUGAAUAAAUAGUAUAGAAUGUAGCCUUAUUUAUCAUUAUUUCCUUCCUAAAUUUUUUAUAAAGGAAAUUUAAAAGAUUCCAAAAAAGUCUAAAAAAGACCUUUUUUAUUUAAAUCUUUUUUAAAUGAAAAUUAUUCACAUUUUUUUAUAGACAUUUAAUUUUCAAAAGAAAUACAAAAUAAAUCUUCUUUUUUUAACCUUGAAGAAGCCUACUUGUGUAUAUCAUUAGUAUCUGAAAUAAUUUCUCUUUUGGAAAAAAACUAAUUUCCUUCUAAUAAUUUAACAAUAGGAGUAAUUGCACCAUAUUCUUAAUAGGUUUAAUGUUUAAAAAAUCUUUUUAGAUAAUAAAAUUGGUACUUAAUUUACCGAAAAAUAAUUAAAAUAAAAACUAUUGAUUCAUUCUAAGGAUAAGAGAAAGACAUUAUUAUAUUCUCCACAGUUAGAACUUCUAGAAUUGGAUUUUUGUAAGACGAAAAAAGACUUAAUGUAGCACUUACAAGGGCCAAAUAUUGUCUUUAUGUAGUAGGAAAUUCAAAUUGUCUAAAUAAAGAUUUUUUUUGGGAUUCCUUUAUUGGUUUUAUGUCUGAAUAAGGUAAAUAUGGGCAAAUUUUGGAAAAAGAUAAUUUAUUAUCAAAUACAGGCGCUUUAAUUUUGUAAGGAUUAAUUUCAAAAGGAAUUAGAAGCCUAUAUAAGAAAAAAAACAAAGAUAAAUCAAUUAUUUAAUAAGGAGAUUAAAAUUAAGAUUAGGUUAUUACAAAUAAUCAAGAUAAAAAAAGUGGAAUUAGUCUUGUUGAUGCUUUAUCAUAUUAUGAAAUACAUAAUUUUACUUUAUGUGAUUUAAAAUAAUUAAUUAAUUGA